Messenger RNA from Pyricularia grisea, 2014 nucleotides. RefSeq lists its product as uncharacterized. Bases 172 to 1866 code for a protein of 564 amino acids. Gene Ontology annotation, biological process: asparaginyl-tRNA aminoacylation. Gene Ontology annotation, molecular function: ATP binding; asparagine-tRNA ligase activity. The record is from RefSeq and is a predicted model, not a curated record. The transcript has 3 exons. Gene Ontology annotation, cellular component: cytoplasm. Lineage: Eukaryota; Fungi; Ascomycota; Sordariomycetes; Magnaporthales; Pyriculariaceae.
CUCCGUGAUUGUGGCACUUGACUCACUUCACUCUCCAUACAGCCCCGGCCUAACAGUAACAAACAAACAACUUGAACUUUGGCGAACCACGAUUUCACACGGAGCUCAAGAAGCGAUACUUCCCUGUAGCGACUUUCUCUCAACUAGUUUCGAUCCGCUCUAGACUUCGAAAUGACGGUUAUAUUCGUCGAUGAGGAGAAGGGUACCGAUGCAACUACCGAGAACCUGGGAUCCGAGGCAUCGCCCUUCCAAUCCCUCCUUCAAGCCUAUGUUCGGCACGGUGCAAACGCCGAAUACAAAGUCAAGAAGAAGGGCGAUGAAGAGUUCAAGCCUGCCGCCAAAGCGGCCAUGAAAAAGGCCGUGAACUACGCCGACUCGCAGCGCAAGAAACAAGAGGCUGCUGCAAAGCGCGCCGAAAAGGAAUCUCAGGACACCGCGGCCCUCGAAGCAGUCCUGUUGCAGGCCAAAAACAUCAAGAUCAAGGAGAACCCCGAGCUGCCCCAAGCCAAACUCAUCGGUGUUGGGGAGACAGAUCCGGCAAUCAUUGGACAGCUACGCAAGACUGACGGACAAUCACAGGAUGGAGUCCAACGCGUGCGUGUGCAGGGACGUGUUUACCGUGUCGCUAAGCAGGGUGGCUUGAUGUUUGUCACACUGCGCCGCGGAUUGGAUCUAAUGCAGUGUCUCUUUGCCGGCAAUCUCGCCAAGACCUACGAUGCCUUGACUCUCGCACGAGAGACUUCUAUGGAAGUCUUUGGUGAGCUCUGCGAGGUUCCAACUGGGCUUCGUGCACCACUGGAUCGCGAAUUGCACGCCGAUUACUUUCGUAUCAUCGCAAAGGCUCCCGGAGGUGAUGAAGCGUUCGCCACCCGGGUCCCCGAUGACGGUGACUUUUCCACGCUGCUCAACGUGCGGCAUCUUGCGCUCAGACAAGACAAGCCUAGUGCCGUCAUGUUUGUCCGAGAUGUACUCGAAUCUGCUUUCAACACGGUCUACAAGGAGCUAAGUAUCACAAAAGUCAGCCCUCCGGCUUUGGUGCAGACACAGGUUGAGGGUGGUGCCACCCUUUUCUCCCUUGGCUACUAUGGAGAGACUUCCUUCUUGACGCAAUCUAGCCAGCUGUAUCUCGAGACAGUUCUUCCAUCUCUCGGCGAUGUUUAUUGCAUAGAAAAGUCAUUCCGUGCCGAAAAGUCACUGACACGUCGUCAUCUCUCUGAGUACACCCAUGUCGAAGCUGAGCUGGACUUCAUCUCAUUCGAAGACCUCCUAACGCAUCUCGAGCAUCUACUUUGUCGAGUAAUCGAUCUUGUACUGGAGAAUCCGGUUGCAGCUUCCAAGAUCAAAGAGUUCAAUCCCGACUUCAAGAAACCAACACAGCCGUUUCUCAGAAUGCGAUAUUCAGAUGCCAUUGAAUGGCUUCGUGAGAGAGGCAUCAAAAAUACAGAAGGAAACGAUCAUGUGUUUGGCGAUGAUAUUGCCGAGGCUGCAGAACGGCAAAUGACUGACGAGAUUAAUCGCCCCAUUUUCCUGACACACUUCCCCGUCGAGAUCAAGUCAUUUUAUAUGGCUCGAGAGAAGGAUGACCCUCGUGUAACAGAGUCUGUCGACGUGCUCAUGCCCGGUGUAGGCGAGGUGGUUGGAGGUAGCAUGAGAACUUGGGACUAUGAGGAGCUUUUGGCAGCAUACAAGCGCGAAGGUAUUGACCCAACUGGCUACUUCUGGUACCUAGACCAGCGAAAGUAUGGAUCUUCUCCUCAUGGUGGAUACGGUCUAGGAUUGGAGAGGUACCUAGCCUGGUUGAUGAAGCUGUGGACUGUGCGUGAGGCUUGCCUUUACCCACGGUUCAUGGGCAGGUGUACACCCUAAAUGUAUUUUGCGGAUUGCUUCACUCCAAUCCGGAAUCAGUAUACAUUGCCGCUGGGCGCUUUCUACACUGGCUCAAAGGUGAGGCCUGGGAUUGGAAACAUUACGAAUACCUGGGAGAUGCCACUUGAGUGGAUUGCCAAGCCAUAGG